GCAGAGUAUCUUGAACGUUUGCAUCGCUAUAUUUCGUGCAAGGACGUCAGACGAGCCGAAAUUUAUGGAAAAUCGGGUCCCGGAUUCCCGCGUGCGAUUUAUAUCACGAGGAGCGCGGACUAUCGAGAGGUGGCCUUCGUUACCUUCGUCGACCUCUGCAUCGAGACAUCGACCUACUCUCGUGGCGCUUGAUGGCGCGAGCUUGCGCCGUUCAAGCUCUCUCCCACUUUGCGCCCGAUAAAACGCUCUAAGGCUUUUCACCCUGCGCGAUAUCCCUCUUGUUUCCCUCGGAAACCAAGGCGAUAUUUUACAGUCGCGACGCGAGCGGCCGGUGAAAAAUGCACAGGGCGGUACACCGCGGAGAACAAUCAAUAAGAGGCGAAAUGCGAGUUUCCAGUGGCACGCGCGAACCGCAACGGUGCAACGCGCGAUACGCCGGCGAUGCUGUCGAAACGCGAGAAAAUCAGGUAAGAGGGCACACGCACUAGGGCGCGCAACGCGCACGACGCUCCUCUCUAUCGCGCCGAAUUACGCGGUGCGCUUCUCGCGUUGCGAAAAAGCCGAUCUGACGCGCGAGGCUCUACCGAGCAUGCUCGUAAACUUUGGGAUCCUGACAGUGAUUUUAAUUUGUUAUGAUCGUAAUAAUGUUACGAGGCUAAUGCUAUAUAACGUUAGCAACACCGUCGAGCUUUCCCGCGUUCUCAGUUGAACCACGAACACCGGAGAUGUUAUAAAUAAUAUUGACGGACAAGAUUCAAUCGUUAAAUUCCCUUUAAUCCUUUUAAUGGAAUAUUUGCGUGAUCUCUCUCUCUCUCUCUCUCUCUCUCUCUCUCGUAUAUUAUCUGAUGUAUUAUUUCUACGUGUUCAGACAUACAGUAAUUAAAUUUGUAUUAUUUGUUUUGAGUGUAAAAUAAAAUAAAGAAUCGGAAUUUUUAUAUUAAUUUAGAAUAAAUAUCUCUGUUCUUUCUGAAACGAUUAAUUAUAUAUCCAAUAAUUAAAUUUGUAUUAUUUAUUUCGACGAAAAUCAGAAUUUUUAUAUAAACUUGUAAUAAAUACUUUGAUAUAGUUAAUUGUAAAGAUAAAAUUGUGCGCGAGAUCAUUAGUAAAAUAUUUAAAAAAUUUGUAUGAUUAUAAUUAUAUAUUAUAUAUAGUUGAUUCACUUGACUAAGCGUAUUUACUAAAGGCGCCGUAAAUAGCAAUUUUCAACCAGAAUUGUCCUGAGUUAUUAUGCGAAAGAAUGCCUGUAUUAUUUCUUGUCCUUGAAGUAUCCCCCGAAAUUGAUUUUCCGAGACGUAAUAAUAAAAGGCAACAGCGCGAAUAGGUACCGGUGGCACCACACUCUAGUCGUGUAUCUAGUCCGACGUUAUCGCCACGUGGCACAUUAAAUUACCGAUUCCGCACUCGUAAUCUCGUUUUUAGUGCUUCAGAAGUAUAUGUUACACGUAUUUUUUACGAGGAGAAGAAAGAUUUGUUCACUUAUAUUCCGGUGCGAUGACUGAUAACACGCGACACGACGAAGAGUAUUAGAUGUAACUUCAAGAAAGAAUGUAUACCAGUAAUAUCGAGAUGAACAAAAAGAAGUUUUGCGAUGCCUCUUCUACGAUUCGAAACGCUGCGAACGAAAAAUUUUGUGAAGGUGCGAAAAAUCUUGCUUCCUUCAAGAAAUUAUCGUCGAAAAUGUCCAGGUUUCAACCGAAUUCUAUGUUUCGGACUUUGCCCAUACAUAUUCCGGUCGACGCGCGGCGAGAGUAUCUGAACAACGACGCCGUGAUCGCGGGUGUCGCAGCUCCCGACUAUCGACCACGGAUGCAGGCCCGCCAUGGUCAAGGCGCAGCCGCGGCCCAGGCGCGGUCGCCGCGAUCAAAGCUGUCAGAUUUCUUCCAUCUCUGGGUCAACAACAUCCGACUGCUCUACUCCUGGAGCAAUCUAGAAGACCUGCCGCCACAAGCGUUGCCCAGCACGAUGGGUAAUCUACAAAGCGACAGCAAGAAGAAGCAAAAGAAGAAGGAGGCCGCCCCGCCAGUGCCGACGUCUACGUCCACGUCAACGGACGUCGAGCUCGAGACGACCGAGGACCAACCUCCGAAGAAGGAGAAGCGAGACCAACCGCCGAAAGUUCCGGAAAGACGCGAUGAACCUCGCGAGCCGACCAAGAUUAGCUUCGAGAAGGUGCACACGCCGGGCAAGAGACAGGCGCCACCACCACCACCAGCACCGAUAUUGGUGUUACCUCAAAUACCCAAGGACACGCAGGAAAGUGUAGAGCCUGAAUGUCGCAAGGAUACUGCAACAACAACGAAGCCAUGCGUGACAACGACGGAGUCUUUCCGCUCAAGUACCACGAUGUCAACGACGACACCGGCUCAGACCCCGACGACGCCACAAACGAUCCAGCUGCCUCCACUGCUGGUGACCGAUUCGUGGCGCUUAGCUAACAAGGGCCUGGUCGUUACGGAAAUGCCGACGCCACCCAGCCAGGAAUCCUCGAGCGACAGUGUCUUCACCGAUCCCGGCGAGCUCACCAUGAGUCCGGUCACGGCUACCACGAGACCGGAAGUGGUGAAGCGUAAACCGAACUUGGAGACGAUCGACAGCAAGGGAGAGAAGGCUCCGUUUACGAUCACAAAGCACAAGAAAAUCCAUCUCGCGGUGAUGAGUCCCCGAGGCGUAACGUCGAGCGAGAAGAAGGUGACAUCGGAAAUGAGUCCGAGAACUCCACAAAGGCGACACAGCGUCUGCAACAUAGAGUUUCCGCCGACACGCAAACUCAGAAUGCUCAGAAGAGUGGCUAGCUUGACUCUGGAUCGAAAUAGUGCUAAGAAAAGAAGAAGUUCCAAAAGUUUUACCUGCCAGAAAACGGAUCGCCACAAGCAAUUCGAAGAACGAGAACUGCCAAUCUCUCUAACGUCUGCGUUACCAGAUAAAGACGCGAGGAAGAACUUUACGUCCCUGAUAGAUCGGACAGGCACCUGUGCACUGGCAGAUGAAUUUCAGUCAACUCGAACUAAAUCAAGCCCAGUUUGCUGUGAACAUCUCAUGCUUAAAGAUACACAUUUGUACGAAGAAGAGGUGAAGAAGCUGAAAGAUGAGAUCAAACGAUUGCGCGAGAUAUCGAUAGACCGACAAGUAAACACCAAGGUUCAGUCUACUCAGACCUCACCGAGAAGCUUAUCACCUGUUGAUGGAAAUGCCAGUGAAACGAACAGAAGUGACACAAAUUUCGAUCAAGACAAGAUGACUCUCGUACUUUCCUCAAUGUCGAUCGACAAGGUCGAUCGGUCGUGCUUAUCGCACAGCAAUCAAGCAAAUGCGCCUAAUGGAAAUCUGGCGUCGUAUCCACCUCCAUUACCACUGGAGGUAUUCUCGAAAAAUACAUCUACCUUGAUAACGACGUCUUUUAUCCCACCGCCUCCGCCGCCGCCGUCUCCGUUCACGAUUGCCACCGAUUCGGUAGUAUGUGACGGCAAAAGGACAGUUUCAUCAUUGUCGACAAAAUUGACGGACGUUUCCGGAAUACCGACACCACCAUCGUGUCCUGCAGCCAUGUCGACGCAAAGUACUCUGAGUACAUUUCCAUCUCCGCCGCCUGCUCCGUCUCCGCCACCAUCCACACCGAUGUCGCGUACCACGAGUACGAUGAUACCUAUUCCUCCACCUCCACCUAUGCAAGCUAUCAUAGACGCGAUACCUCCGCCGUCUCCUCUACAAAACAUGAUACCUCCACCGCCUCCGCCGCCACUUCCUCCCUCAUUUUUGCUCGAACCAGUGUACAGCGUUGAGAGUGGUAUACCCCCUCCGCCGCCGCCACCAAGUGCAACGUGCGAAAUGUCUUCGACUACGAAAAUGACCGUACCUCCGCCACCGCCUCCUCCACCUACGCCAAUGUUAAACACGUGCGGGAUACCACCGCCGCCGCCUCCACCACCACCACCACCACCAUCACUAGCAGGUGAUACUAGCGCAAUACCGCCACCGCCGCCUCCGUUACCUGGAAUGAAUUCUACAACUGGUCCACCACCGCCGCCACCGCUACCAGGUAUGCAGGGUGGCAUACCUCCACCACCUCCACCUCCUAUCGGAGGUUCAGGUGCAGGUCCUCCACCACCGCCUAUGGCACCGCCGCCACCCCCAGGGGCAGCAGGACCUUGUCCUCUACCUGCCCCACCGGUUGGAGGCUGGAACCCGCCUAGUAGAGCUAUUAUGAGAAAGCAAGCUUUAAAUCCUGAUGUGCCUAUGAAACCACUUUACUGGACGAGGAUUUUGGUACCAGUUACUGCGACCAGUCAAACUUCAGUAGACUCUUCAGAUUUGUCACCCCAGGCGCCCCUGUGGUUGGAACUUACGGAGGAAGAGAAUAUAAAUAUGAAAGAGUUCGCUGAUUUAUUUUCGCGACAGGUGAGAGAGAGGAAUCUGACCAAGUCAAACGAGGGAACGCCCAAAAAAAGUUCAAAGAUCCAACCUGCGAAAAUAUUGGACCCAAAGCGUUCAAAAAUGGUUGGAAUUCUUGAAAAAAGUCUGCACAUUGAUUUUAGCGAGAUCGAGAAUGCGGCCUAUAACUUAGAUACGAGCGUGAUCAGUCUGGAAGCGUUGCAGCAGAUAUACGAAAUCAAACCAACGCAAAAGGAAAUAGAAGAAAUUGCAACUCACGAAGCAAUGUAUCCGGACGUUCCUCUCGAUCAACCUGAAUUAUUUCUUAAACGACUGUCCGGCAUAAAUCACUUCUCCGAAAGGAUAGCCUGCCUGAUGCUGCAGUCGGAAUUUCAAGACGCGAUAUCGUCGGUCUCGUAUAAAUUGAACAACGUGCGAACUACUUGCGACUUUCUGCUCAAUUCCGAGCCUUUGAAGAAAGUGAUGGCCAUCAUCCUGACUUUGGGCAAUUACAUGAAUGGCGGAAAUAUGUUGCGCGGCCAGGCCGACGGUUUUGGUCUGGAGAUUCUCGGCAAACUGAAGGACGUGAAGUCUAACGUACCUGGCAUCACCCUGUUACACUACGUUGUCAAUGCGAAAUUGUCCCAGGAAAAGGGCCAUAACUUCGAAGAGCUCUUGCCUUUACCUGUGCCUGAACCGGCUGACGUAGAAGCCGCCUCCACGAUCAAGUUUGACGACAUUAAUAAGGAACUUGAUAGACUGGACAAGGAAUUACGGGCAUGCGCACAAAUGUGCAUUACAAUCGUGGAAGCGGAUCCAUCUAUGUCCAAAAUAUUCAAGAAGAAAGUAGACUCGUUUGUAAAAAAGGCGAAAACCGAUUUAGCGAGUGAAAAAGAAGAGUUCCUGGAAGCUAAAAACAAAUUCAAAGCUGUGAUGAAAUUCUAUCAGUUUGUUCCCAAAGGCUCAACCCUGGAAACUGCGGAACCUUAUGACUUCUUCAAUUUGUGGCUUAGUUUCUGUAGAGACUUUAAGGAUAUCUGGAAGAGGGAACAGCAGCGAAUACGAAAGGAACGAAUCGAGGAAAUUCGCAAAAAGUAUAACAAAUCCGAAGUCGUAAGAGUAAAAUUAAAUCCACAUGGAUUAAAAGCAAAAUUACAAAAACUUACGCAUAAAAAGCACACUCAAAGAUAGUCUUAUCGAAAUAUUCAAAAAUUAAUAAUUUGUAGGCCAACUAACAGUUUAUACGUAUAUUCGCGAUACGUAUAUUCACAAUAAUUCUGAAUUUCAUAAAUAUUCCCUUUAAUGUUCUGGUUAUUCAAAGGGAACUUAAGUGUAUAUUAAUUUUUAAUUCAUAUUCAUUCAUUAUUUUCGAGUCGAAUUGAAAACGAUGAAACUGUGAAAUAUAAAUUUUAUAUAGUUCUAAAACAGAAUAGGCUGUUUUGUGUAAAACUGUUACAAUUGUUGUUAUAUAGAAGUUUUGAAAAAUCUAUUUGUUUCGCGCACAAAAAUUUAUUAUGAACUUUGCAUGUAAAAUCAUGCAAAAUACGAAAAAUUGCUUCUCGGAGAUAAAUCUCGAAUUGCUCAAAAAUAACAGAAAUAAUUUUUAAUUUUAUUCUAAUUAAUUAUUAUACAGAAAUAUUGAAAAUACUCAAAAUUUACGCAACGAAAUAUGAUCGAUUUUGAUCCAAGUAUGAUACGAAUUGCCGAUCACAAAACGUCCUUAAGUAUCCAAUCGAUAAGACUUUACGCUAUAUCCAGUUGUAGUUGUUACAGACUGAAAUGUUAACAGUGCACAUAAAACGAUAAUGUACACUUAAGUAGACACAUUCAUAAAAAUUCAUUAAUCGUUAAUACCAUAUUAAAUAAAAGUGAUUGAUAGUCUGAUAACAACUUUACGGGUAUUAUUUAUGAUCGUACUUCAAUUUCUAUAAUGUUCUGAGCAAUUUAGCAAAGUACAUCGGAAAAUGAUGUUCAGUAAAAAAAGGCUAUAAACAAUAUUUGUUCUUUUUAGCUGCACUUUCUUACAUUAUUUGUAUUUAAUACAAAACAAAAAUGAUGCAAAAUUCUAACAAAACUGUAAGAAAUUGCAGAGAAAGAAACUAAAAAGAAUAAGACCUGUAAACGUCCAUGAUGAUUCUAGAAAAGAGAAGCCUUAUGUCUCUUUAUACUACGUAUUUAUUUCAUCAAUUUUCAUUUCUUUGCGCUUCGAACAAUUUCGGAGAAAAAAAUAUCGUUUGUGAUCAUUAUUGUUAAUCGUCGUUAAGUAUUUAUUUAUUUAUUUAUUUUUUGAGAUUAAUUUAUACUAGAUUGUCAUGGAUUAAUAAAUAUCAAUGUACAUAAAACGUUAAUUAUACGAAUUAUUGAUGUUAUUUAAUAAAAAUUCUUUAUACAAAGUACAAUAGAAAA
Solenopsis invicta (red fire ant) is the source of this 6774-nucleotide messenger RNA. Its product is annotated as formin-2. Gene Ontology annotation, molecular function: actin binding; microtubule binding. NCBI's taxonomy places the organism in Eukaryota, Metazoa, Arthropoda, Insecta, Hymenoptera, Formicidae. Gene Ontology annotation, biological process: actin filament polymerization. The record is from RefSeq and is a predicted model, not a curated record. Gene Ontology annotation, cellular component: cytoplasm; actin filament. The transcript is spliced from 12 exons. Bases 1546 to 5559 code for a protein of 1337 amino acids.